Hydatigera taeniaeformis is the source of this 705-nucleotide messenger RNA. Lineage: Eukaryota; Metazoa; Platyhelminthes; Cestoda; Cyclophyllidea; Taeniidae. The record is from the annotation of a GenBank genome assembly.
UUCGAGUUUUUUAACCUUUUCUCAGGGUCAAAGUUUUAUGAAAAUGAGAUGCGGCGUGGCGCUAUUCUGAAGGAACAAGUUGAAAGGAAGGCAAUAUCAAACCUGGUUACUUUUACUUUCUCAUUGCAGGCUGACAAACUGUUGAGAGGUUACUCCGCCGAGAGACGGUUCGAUAGGUGUAUUGUUCAUAUUGACAUGGAUGCAUUCUACGCGGCGGUGGAAAUGCGAGAUGAUCCUUCGCUCCGCCUCCGACCCCUGGCUGUUGGUAGUCAGAGCAUGUUGUCGACAAGCAACUACUUGGCGCGCCGGUUUGGUGUGCGAGCUGCAAUGCCGGGCUUUCUGGGCAUAAAACUCUGUCCUCAACUAACUAUCGUACCGCCAGACUUUGUCAAGUACACCGAAGUAAGUCGGGCGGUGCGUUCUAUCCUAGGCGGACCCACUGGACUCGUCGUGAUGAGUCUAGACGAGGUCUACUUGAAUAUCAGCAAGCACCUUAAAGAGCGCAUUGACUGGCCACCCAACGAACGCACUUAUUGGCCGCAUGACGAGCUUGCGACGUGUCUGCUUUGCGGAAUGCUGAUCAGACCUGGUCCACGUUUGUUUGGGACAAGUGCAGAAGAGGCUGUCCGUGAAAUGAGAUUCCGAGUGUUCUGUGCGACGCGCCUCACCUGUAGUGCUGGUCAGUUCAAAUUAUACUUCUCAUAA